CAGAGAGAGUAGAACAGAUGCGGACUUGUCUGUAGCAGCGUCGACGUCGGUGCUGGUGAAGAGCUUUCGUUGGAUAAAUGGUGUGUUGUCGCCUACGUACCGUCGCGUCUUGAUGUGUUUGUCCGAACGUAAAAUGAAAAGUGCAAACGUCAAUAUAGUUCUCUAGGCAAGGAUUUUCAUCAGCUAUGAAAUCACCUGAACAGAUUCGUUAUAUUUCCUCAAUUAGCCGCCGUCAAUAGUGUUUAGUUUUCGGUCGCGUGUGGAGUAAAAAGUUGCCUACGUAAUAGCUUUUGCCCGUCGUGUGCCAGCAGAGGGAUUCCCCUCCGACAAACAAACAAAAGCCAACACUAGGAAAAGGGGAAACAAAAGCCUGCUGCUGUUGGUGCUAGAACGCGAUCGGCUAUAAUCAUGGCCGUUGAUAAGACAGCAACCCGCCAGAUGCUGACAAUCACCUUCCUGUGCAUUCUGUGGUACAUCGUGUCCAGCAGCAAUAAUGUCAUCGGCAAGAUGAUCCUCAGCGAAUUCCCGUACCCGAUGACGGUGACCAUGGUUCAGCUGACCAGCAUCACCCUGUACAGUGGACCGUUCUUCAAUCUGUGGGGCGUUCGGAAGUACGUCGAUAUUUCGUGGCGGUACUACUUCAAGUUCAUUGUCCCGCUAGCGCUGGGCAAAUUUCUGGCCUCGGUCACGUCCCACAUCUCCAUCUGGAAGGUUCCGGUAUCCUACGCACAUACGGUGAAAGCCACCAUGCCGCUGUUCACCGUGAUCCUGUCCCGGAUCAUCAUGGGCGAACGGCAAACGAAAGCCGUAUACCUGAGCCUGGUGCCGAUCAUCGUCGGUGUCGGUAUUGCCACCAUGACCGAGCUGUCGUUCGAUACGAUCGGACUGAUCAGUGCCCUGCUGGCGACGAUGGGCUUUUCACUGCAGAAUAUCUUCUCGAAGAAGGUCCUCAAGGAAACCGGUGUCCACCAUCUGCGGCUGUUGCACAUUCUCGGCCGGUUGGCACUGUUCAUGUUUCUGCCCGUUUGGAUCUAUUUCGAUCUGUUCGGUGUGAUUCAGCAUCCAGCCAUCAAAAACGGAGACUACCGGGUGAUCGCACUGCUCUUCACCGACGGUGUCCUCAACUGGUUGCAGAACAUCGUGGCCUUCAGUGUGCUGUCGAUUGUGGCCCCGCUGACCUACGCGGUGGCCAGUGCCAGCAAACGUAUCUUUGUGAUAGCGAUCUCGCUCUUCAUCCUCGGUAAUCCGGUGACGUGGAUGAACAUCUUCGGAAUGAUGCUGGCCAUCAUCGGGGUGCUGUGCUACAAUCGGGCAAAAUACUUCGCACGGUUACAUCCAACGAAGGAUUCGAUUCUACCGUACGCCAGCAACGCCACCAACAACAACAUCAAAUACCAACCGCUGGAGGAUAGCUCACUGUUGGUUGGCAAUGGUCACUACGGUGCCGGUAAAAAUGGUCUCAGCAACGGUGGAACAACAGUGAAUGGCAGUGCGGCGGCUUACUUCCAAAACGGUACUCUCCGUGGAAACAACAACGGCACGAACAAUGCGUCAAAUAUCCUGCUCAGUAACGGAGGUGGAAACGCGAUCACGGGUAACGGCAACAAACUGCUGUUCGUUUAAGGUUGAUCAAUAACUAAUGGACAAAAACGGGAUGGGCUGGGCAACGAGUUAGCUGUCAUAGACAGAAUGAUUAGCUUGUAUUUUUAUGUUUCUUAUUUUUUCGUUCAUGUACAGUUGACUAUAUAGUUAUAGACUAGUUGAUUGAGUAUUUAGAAUAUUUUGCAAAGCUGUGUAUAAACCGUAACGUGGAUAGAGAACAACGACGACAGAAUGGAAAGGAGGACUUGGAACUCCCUCUCUCUUUUUCCAUAGAGCAGAUUUAUUUAUUUACUACCCGUCUUAUUUUAAUUGUCUUUUGCCGACAGAAGCUGCGCGAAACCCGAAAAUUUAAAAAAAAAACAAAAUUCUUGACGAAGCAGUAUUUAUCCGGUGCGUAGGAAUCGGAUCCGACUAGCGGAAUCUACCUAGAGCCAUAGAAAACUAAGCAAGUGUUAACUGAGGUGCUAGUGAAGCUCGAACGGGCUGACAAACGACAAGCUUGACCAGAAAUAGUUGUACACUGGAUUACAGAACAGGAUCAUGCUGGAAACUCACUAAUAAAUGCUGUUUUAUACAAUUACUGAACUAGGA
Messenger RNA from Malaya genurostris, 2193 nucleotides. Its product is annotated as solute carrier family 35 member E1 homolog. Gene Ontology annotation, cellular component: Golgi apparatus. The coding region runs from base 409 to 1623 and encodes 404 amino acids. The transcript is spliced from 4 exons. The record is from RefSeq and is a predicted model, not a curated record. NCBI's taxonomy places the organism in Eukaryota, Metazoa, Arthropoda, Insecta, Diptera, Culicidae. Gene Ontology annotation, molecular function: antiporter activity.